UAUUUAGAAACUAAUUACUUUUUUAUGAUUAAGUUAUUGAUCAAAUUAUUUAUUGAUUUUGAUAAUAAAAAUUUAUCGAUGAAAAUAGUUAAAACUUAAAACGUCACCUGUCAAAUGAAAUAACCUAAAAAAAAUGAUUAAAUUAAUUCGUUUUUUGAAGCGUUUAAAAUCGAUAAAUCAUCGAUCGUUUUCGCAAGUGAUCGAAAAACCAGCCAUCGAACAACGUUCUUAUAUCAGGUUGAGUCCGGGUUAUUCCCAAAACCCCGAUUUAGCUUCGAAUGUGUUAAAAACGAUGACCGUACAUUACGAUUUUAUUACCGAGGAAGAAGAAAAAAGCAUUCUCGAUGAAAUAGAGCCGUACUUAAAACGAAUGCGUUAUCAAUUCGAUCAUUGGGACGAUGCAAUUCAUGGAUACAGAGAAACUGAACGGUUGAAAUGGAACGAAUCAAAUAAGGUUAUUAUUGAUAGAGUGAGGAAAAUAGCUUUCCCACCAGGUGUGGCCCAAUUAAAAUUGGUACAUAUUUUGGAUUUAGACAAAAAUGGGCAUAUAAAGCCACAUAUUGAUGCAGUUAGGUUUUGUGGGGACACAAUCGCUGGGUUAAGUCUCUUAACUGACAGUGUAAUGAGAUUAGUUCAUGAUAAAACCCCCGAAUUACAAGCUGAUGUUUUAUUAAAACGGAGAUCUUUGUAUAUUAUGACUGGGAGUGCUCGAUAUGAUUAUAAGCAUGAAAUUUUAAGCAACGAAUAUAGUAAAUUUGACAAUGAGGUGAUUUUUAAAGAUCGAAGGAUUUCCGUGAUAUGUAGAAAUGAGCCCAAUGAGAAAGAUAAAUCUUAAAUUAUAAGAUUAAAGAAAACAAUGAGUAUUAAUUGUAAAUAAUUAGAAUAUAAAUAUU
Messenger RNA from Onthophagus taurus, 893 nucleotides. The record is from RefSeq and is a predicted model, not a curated record. Lineage: Eukaryota; Metazoa; Arthropoda; Insecta; Coleoptera; Scarabaeidae.